UGGGACCAAAGUACUCAUUGUGUUCUCUCGAGCUGGAAUGUCCACAUGUCUCUUCAAGAGAUUUAUGGUGGAUGGUACCGAUCCAUCAGACCUGACUAUUGAUUGACAUAGACUUCACUCGUGUUGUGUCUUACUCUGGUCCCAUCAAGUAUAGGAGCCUCAGGGCAUCACCGGGAACAUGGUAAACAUUUUGUGCAUUUCCUGAGCUCUUGUGCCAACCAGCUAAGCUGCAAGAUGAUUCGACUUCCACGACACAGCAGAAUAGAAGAUCAGGACGAGGAGAGUUAUUUGCCUUGCUGAAUUCGAUCAGCUGUGUCUGAAUAGAACGCAUCGCGAUAGUCACGGUCGUCGCGCCUUGCAACUUGCAUUCAUCGUUGUCGCGAUCUACCUUCGGCCUAGAAAUCUUUUUGCGGAGCUCUGAACUUGAACUGGUUAAUUACGUAAAUAAUAAUACCUGAGACGGGUUGGUUGUAAUAUCAUGAACUUUAUUGGAAUGGUGAGAUCCGAUAGGUAACUGAAUUCUCAAGCUGCCAGUUAUCGUGGCAAAUGCAUGGCAAAGGCCAACAUCGUUCAGGCUCCGGCUUUUUCGACGAUUCAUACAAACUAGUCAAACGAUCUUAUCUGCUUCUCUGGCGGCCCCGGAGGACGAGAGAAUACAGUACACAGCCGAGCACCAUGAUCCUAAGAUGCAUCGUGUAUCACAGAACUGGAAGGGCAUUAGAUACAAAGGACAUGUUGACUUCCACUUGAGGUAGAAGACAUACUCUGAGUAGGAAGGUACGAAGCCAGGACUAGUGUUGACUUAACAAACGCUUCAUGAUAAUACAUCUGACUCUGUUGCCUU
This is a messenger RNA of Marchantia polymorpha subsp. ruderalis, 844 nucleotides long. The record is from the annotation of a GenBank genome assembly. Lineage: Eukaryota; Viridiplantae; Streptophyta; Marchantiopsida; Marchantiales; Marchantiaceae.